Fonsecaea multimorphosa CBS 102226 is the source of this 942-nucleotide messenger RNA. RefSeq lists its product as uncharacterized. Gene Ontology annotation, biological process: L-histidine biosynthetic process. Gene Ontology annotation, molecular function: histidinol-phosphatase activity. The record is from RefSeq and is a predicted model, not a curated record. Gene Ontology annotation, cellular component: cytoplasm. Lineage: Eukaryota; Fungi; Ascomycota; Eurotiomycetes; Chaetothyriales; Herpotrichiellaceae. The transcript has a single exon. Bases 1 to 942 code for a protein of 313 amino acids.
AUGCCGUUCUCACAUCACUCCCACUCGGGCCAGUUCUGCGCCGAUCACGCCCGCGACUCUCUCGACGACGUGAUCCAAACAGCCAUGGCCAAAGGCAUGGCCGUCUUCGCGCUGACCGAGCACAUGCCCCGGCACGAGCAGGACCGGUACCCGGGGGAGACGGCCACGCUCGAGAUGCACUAUGCCAACGAAGCGGCCUAUGUCGCCGAGGCUCUGCGACUGCGGCAGAAAUACAAGGACAGGAUAGGCCUCCCCCUGGGGUUUGAAGGCGAGUGGAUCCGACCGGAAUCCGAAGACCUGAUCAAGCGGAGCCUGGAGACGCACCCGUACGACUUCUUUAUCGGCUCGGUGCACCACGUCCACACAAUCCCCAUCGACUACGACCACGCCAUGUACAAGGAGGCGCGCUCCAAGGCCGGCGGCACGGACGAGAGGAUCUUUGAGGACUACUUCGACGCCCAAUUCGCCAUGCUGCAGACCCUGAGGCCGCCCGUGGUCGGGCAUUUUGAUCUCAUUCGGCUGAAGAGCGAUGACCCUAACCAGAGUUUCAAGCCCAUGAGGGGAGUCUGGGCACGCAUAUCAAGGAACCUGGAUUGCGUUGCCGAGUACGGGGGAAUCCUGGAAAUCAACUCGGCGGCGGUGAGGAAGGGCAUGGAUGAGCCUUACCCAAAGGCAGAGAUUUGCGAGGCCGCGCUGGAGAGGGGCAUUCGCUUUUGCUUGUCUGAUGACAGUCACGGCGUCGACCAGGUCGCUCAUAGCUACCCACGUGUCUUGGAACUUCUGGAAAAGGUCGGGAUCAAGUCUGUAACCUUUCUGAGCCACCGUGAACGUGAAGCCGGUGCGGCACAACCAAGCCCUGUCCACGACCAUCACUUUCCGACCUUGUAUACCGAGCAAAUCGGCCUAAAGGAGCUCCGAGAACACCGGUUUUGGGGUCAGUGA